Molecule: messenger RNA, 2052 nt
Organism: Staurois parvus
Lineage: Eukaryota; Metazoa; Chordata; Amphibia; Anura; Ranidae
Source: the annotation of a GenBank genome assembly
AUGAAACGAAUUGUAUGUUCAAAACUAACACAGUUUUUGUUUCUUUCCCCACAGAUUCUGGCAAUCAUUUCUAUUCUCUUCAUUGUAUUAUCAACAAUUGCCUUGUCACUAAAUACACUUCCGGAACUACAAGGUCUCGAUGAGUUUGGACAGUCGACAGACAACCCUCAGUUGGCGCAUGUGGAAGCUGUCUGCAUCGCCUGGUUUACCAUGGAAUACCUCCUGAGAUUCUUAUCUUCACCCAACAAAUGGAAAUUUUUUAAGGGGCCACUUAAUGUUAUUGACCUGUUAGCCAUACUGCCGUACUAUGUCACUAUAUUCCUAACAGAGUCCAACAAAAGUGUACUUCAGUUCCAGAACGUCAGGAGGGUGGUGCAGAUUUUCCGGAUCAUGAGGAUACUGCGGAUCCUUAAGCUGGCGCGGCACUCCACCGGCCUGCAGUCUCUGGGUUUCACCUUACGCAGGAGUUACAAUGAACUUGGCCUGCUCAUCCUCUUCUUGGCGAUGGGCAUUAUGAUUUUCUCCAGCUUGGUGUUCUUUGCAGAAAAAGACGAGGAUGAUACAAAGUUCAAAAGCAUUCCAGCCUCUUUCUGGUGGGCAACCAUCACUAUGACCACAGUCGGCUAUGGUGACAUCUACCCUAAGACUUUGCUGGGGAAAAUUGUUGGCGGAUUGUGUUGUAUUGCGGGAGUGCUGGUGAUCGCUCUCCCCAUUCCUAUCAUUGUAAAUAACUUUUCAGAAUUCUACAAGGAACAAAAGAGGCAGGAAAAAGCCAUCAAGCGCAGAGAAGCUCUUGAGAGAGCCAAACGAAAUGGUAGCAUAGUGUCUAUGAACAUGAAAGAUGCCUUCGCUCGUAGCAUAGAACUGAUGGAUGUAGUGGUUGAAAAGACAGAGGAUGGAAGGAAAGAGAAAGUUCAGGAUAACCACUUAUCCCCCAGCAAAUGGAAAUGGACAAAAAGGACUCUAUCAGAGACGAGUUCUAAUAAGUCCUUUGAUGCAAAAGAACAAGGUUCUCCAGAGAAAAGUCGGUCUUGCUCUAGUCCUCAACACCUUAAUGUUCAACAGCUAGAAGAUAUAUACAACAAAAUGGCAAAGACACAGUCACAGCCCAUUCUAAACUUAAAAGAAACAAAUCAAUCGGUUAAACAGACAGAGGAGAUGGAAAUGGACACAAUACCUUGUCCAGCUGUCCCUCUGUUGACCACUCACAAGGAGGGGGUCAUUGACAUGAGAAGUAUGUCCAGCAUAGACAGUUUCAUUAGCUGUACUGCCGAAUUCCCAGAAGCGGUUAGGUUCUCACACAGUCCACUGGCAGUCCUACCAUAUAAAAAAGGGAUAAAUACAGGUCAGGACUCAGCGGGAGGGCGUGAAAGAUCCUUAAACUUAGACAUCAGUGGAGAGAGCUUUAGUGAAAUUAGUCCUAAAACUGAUAGAGGUCGGCACAGUGCAUACAUUUUGGAAAGUCCAAAAAGUUUAGUAAAAGUUAGAAAUCCGUUAUUGCUGAGAUCCCUAAAAGUCAACUUUCGAGAAGGUGACACAAGGACAUUGGUGCCUGCACCAAACAUCACAAGCCCCUCAGAGCAUAGGCAAAGCCAUUCCAAGUUAGACAGUUCCUACUUUUCUGACCAGUCAGUUCGUAGUCCAGAGACAUCUCUGUAUACAACAGCGAGCACUAGAACCCCUUCCAGGUCGCCAGAGAAACACAUGGCAAUUGCAUUCACCUUUCACGAUGCUAAUGUACACAAGUAUAUCGAUGCUGACACAGAUGAUGAGGGGCAGCUUCUGGAUGGCUUGGAUUCUUGCCCCUCCAAAGAGCUGCUAGGAACUAUGAGUCCAAAAUACAAUAUCGCAAAUAGUGCAGAGAAAAACCACUUAGAGAGUGGCGCAUUUUCCAGUUCCUCAAGGUACUUAGGACAAAACUGCGUUUACUCCACAGAUGGGAUUACUGGAAGCAGUCGAGAACCCGUCAAGAUAGAUAACCACAUCUCCCCGGAGGUCCAUGUUCUGCCAGGUGGGGGUGGACACUCUAACACACGUGACCCCCGAAUCUGA